UUUUACCUACAUUAUUCAUGCCUCAUUGCUCAUAAAUAAAUGAAAUUUACCUGUUGACUGGAGUAAAUUUUACCUUCCAGAAUACGAGUCGUUCUUUCUUAUUCAACCAGUUCUUAUUGGAUUUUGUCCCCUUCAUGAUACAAACAAAAACAACGCUAUCAUAUCUCUCAUUUAUGACAUACUUUGGCAUUAUCCGCAUACGCGAUGUCCCACUAAAUUUGAAUCUUCGCGCGAUUAGUCUAUACGCAAAAACUAAUUGUUGAACAUAUGAUACUCAACUAAUUAACCAUGGACCCUUUCGAGUAUCACUUUUGGAUGCAGAUCGAAAAGCUGGUGGGACCUGUUCCGGAAAACAUCAAACACCUGCUGCAGUUCUCUUGCUUCUGCAACUCAUCCAUUGCCGAUCUGGAUGAUGAGCUGAUUGAUCAGAUCGAGCAGGAAGCUCGAACCAUCCCCACGGUACUACGGAUUUCCACAAAUGAGAAACUGAUGAAGAAGUACUUCGGAGUGUACUGUCACACCCCGAGUGAGUUCCGGUUUCGAUCCGGCGAGCGCCGCAUGAUGAAGAAUAUCGCCUUGGCAGUUCGACGGAAAGGCCUGGACAGUUUCAUCCAAUCACUACGCACCAAUGUACAUCACAUUACAGAGCAACCACCACCACCACCACGGCCCGUUGUCUGUUCCCAGCUGCAGAACUAUGAUCCUCAGACACUGCGGCAGAUGUUGAGAGAAAAAGUUCUGAACGCUGUUACCAAUAAUCAUGCGGAAAUCAUCCCGGACUACCUGAAAAUCAUCCAGGAUAAUUUGGACAUACAGGUCGUUAUGGAGCAAGGUAUUCCCGAUGCAUACGUUUUCUGCCCUUUGUGUAGCACGAAGGCAAAACUUUCAAAGGAUAGAACAGGGAAUAUUAUCGUUUCCAAUUACACGUUGCACGUACGGAAAUACCACGGAUUUGGACCAAUCAGUCAGAGUGUAAAACGGAAAGCCGACGAUUACGGAGCCGUGGAGUACAUUCCCGAGCACAUAAUAGAUCCGCUGAUCAAAGAAGAACCGGAUACCAGUGGAUAUGAGCAAAGUUCCUCCUCGUCGAACCCGUACUACCAGAUUUAGAAUUGUACAGCUUUAAUCAAUGUCUAUUUAUAGCAACGCGCAACUUUAAAACUAUUGUCUUCGUCAAAUA
Aedes aegypti (yellow fever mosquito) is the source of this 1180-nucleotide messenger RNA. RefSeq lists its product as uncharacterized. The transcript has 3 exons. The record is from RefSeq and is a predicted model, not a curated record. Lineage: Eukaryota; Metazoa; Arthropoda; Insecta; Diptera; Culicidae. The coding region runs from base 289 to 1110 and encodes 273 amino acids.